AUGGGGGGUUUUCAGAAUAAUCCAACUACACGGAUUGGCUCGUUUGAUGACAAAAACACAGGGCAAGUAGUGAGACCGAGCUAUGUCCGUGGAGUUCAUUGGAGGAAGACGUCAAAAAUGGAGAUCUCGAAACAGGAGUUUUGGCAAGUUUACGAAUUCAAAUUCAGAACCGCUACAUUGCAAACGCCUCGAAGCCUUAGUGAGGCUUUGGUGGAAGCGACGUCGUUCACAACUGUUCAAGAAGUUGCAGAACUCGGUGUAAGUGUGACAACUAUUCUGGAACGAAUUUAA
Angiostrongylus costaricensis is the source of this 291-nucleotide messenger RNA. The record is from the annotation of a GenBank genome assembly. NCBI's taxonomy places the organism in Eukaryota, Metazoa, Nematoda, Chromadorea, Rhabditida, Metastrongylidae.